This is a messenger RNA of Durio zibethinus, 1168 nucleotides long. RefSeq names its product bZIP transcription factor 60-like. Gene Ontology annotation, molecular function: DNA-binding transcription factor activity. The record is from RefSeq and is a predicted model, not a curated record. Gene Ontology annotation, biological process: regulation of DNA-templated transcription. NCBI's taxonomy places the organism in Eukaryota, Viridiplantae, Streptophyta, Magnoliopsida, Malvales, Malvaceae.
UGGGUCAGACGUAACUUCGUCUCGAAGGAAACAGAAUUAAUUUAAGUAGGCGUUUGUUUUCUCUUUUGAUUGAUUCAAUUUGGAGGCACUACCCCUAAGAAAUUUUUCAUGGUUUCUCUUUUCUUUUUCUUCCUCUGUAAAUACUAAUAAAUUUCAGCUUCCUUUCCUAAUUUUUUUGGGUAAUUAUGGAGGAAAUCAAUUGGGAUAGCCUGUUCCUUGAGCUUGACUCUCCCGAUUUUCGAAAUAUCUUAGAAGACGAACCAGAACCGCCUCAACCUUCGUCCACCGCAUCUCCCGGUGAAGAACCGGUGGUGAAUUCGUGGGUCGAUGAGAUCGAGAAGGCUUUGAUGGAGGACGAUCAAUUUGAUGACAGGGUCGAGAUUCAACCUGUCUCUGAUGAUUUUUUGGCAGAUAUACUGGUUGAUUCACCUCCUAGUAACAGCGAUGAGACCAUCGAUGAUGCUGCUUUCCACAAACAACACCGGACCCGCAUCACCAUUGAUAAUGAUGAUCCCAUUGCUAAGAAACAGAGAAGGCAGUUGAGAAAUAGAGAUGCAGCUGUGAGAUCAAGGGAGAGGAAGAAGAUGUAUGUUAAGGAUCUGGAGAUGAAGAGUAGGUAUUUAGAAGGGGAAUGUAGAAGACUGAGCCGCAUGCUUCAAUGCUUCAUUUCAGAGAAUCAAGCUCUUCGUCUUACUUUGAGUAAGGGUUGUGCAUUUGAUGCAUCCUCGGCCAAGCAGGAGUCUGCUGUGCUCUUGUUGGAAUCCCUGCUGUUGGGUUCCCUGCUUUGGUUCCUGGGCAUCAUGUGCCUCUUCACCCUGCCAACGCUGCCCACGUCUCUUCUGGAGGCAGUUCCACUGGCGAACAAGGAAAAAAGAGGUCCGGAAAGAAGAGGGGCAGGGAGUAGGCUACUGGGACAGUCCUUUGUGAAGAGUAGAAGAUGCAAGGCAUCAAGGACAAAAAUGAAGGAAUUUCAUGUUUCUAGAAUUUUAGUUCCACUUUAAGUUACGGGGAUGGUGAACAGGUUUAACUGCUGGUAUGAUAGGCUUCUAUUUACUUAUUUUGUAAACCUAUAUUUUCAAAUCGGCACUCUCGGUCUAUGUUUUUGCCUUCAAAACUUUUCUUUUGUGCAUUUAGUUUGCAUAAUAAGAACAAUAGAAAUAUUAGUUUA